Molecule: messenger RNA, 2067 nt
Organism: Scomber japonicus (chub mackerel)
Lineage: Eukaryota; Metazoa; Chordata; Actinopteri; Scombriformes; Scombridae
Gene: polg2
Product: polymerase (DNA directed), gamma 2, accessory subunit
Exons: 8
Coding region: 164-1525 (453 amino acids)
Biological process (GO): mitochondrial DNA replication
Cellular component (GO): cytoplasm; mitochondrion
Source: RefSeq, a predicted model, not a curated record
CAUGUAACCCCUGUGAAUUACAAACUUACUGACAGCAGCCUUCAGUGUUUUUCUGGUCGAAAAGAUCGGCUAGAUAUUUUUGUUUUACUAAUGCGGAUUAAUCUCUUCAAUACGCAAUCUUUGACAUUUGCAGCAGGCUGUCAUUUGUCUCCAACUUCUCAUCAUGUUAACUCACUGUGUCAGAGAUGUCCUAUCAAAGCAUACAUCUGUUUUUAACCUGAGGCCCUGCAGUGUAACCAUGGUUCUGCUGCACACCAGAGGACUAUGCAGCGCAUCAGAGAGUCUGGAUCUGCUGCAGGUCUUUGUGGACAGACACUACAUCUCACCGGGUCGGUCUAACAUGCAGCUGUGUCAGCGCGGGAUGAGCUGCAGCUACGGACCUCUGGGCACGGAGCUCCGGAGAAACAUGCUGGAUCAGUGGUGGCACUCAGUGAGCAGGUCUGGAGCACAGGUGUUUGGGAUCAGUUCUCUGAGCUGCAGCGAGGACAGAGCGCAGGAUGGAUGUGGGCAAGUGAGGAUCACUGACUCUGAAAAAUUAAAACAAACGCUGAACCACAAAGAGCUGAGCAAGGAUCAGCUACUCCAGAGGGUCCACAUGCUCCUCCAGAGGUCCCCAUCUGUCAGGACAAACUUUCUUCAAGGUGCUUUGGAGCAGUUCGUCCCCUCGUUGGAGCUGGUGAACAGGAAGCUGCCCUUUGGCCUCGCUGAGACUGGUCUGUGUUUCCAGCCCUCAGAUGGCUCCGGUUGCCCGGCUGAGGUCACGCAGACGUCUCUGGUGUGGUUCUGCUCUCCUCGGACCUCCUCACAGUGGCUGGAUCACUGGACACGACUGAGGCUCAAAUGGUGGAGGAAAUUUGCACUGUCUCCAUCAGACUUCAACAGCAGUGAUGUCCCAGUGGAGGAACUUGAACCGGCAACUUCUCGUGGUGUGAGGAUCAUCUACAACUUCCCGUGGGGUCAGGAGCCCCUGGAGACUCUGUGGAGCAGAGGAGACACCGAGCUGCUGCAGACGUACAAAGGAGUCCGCUCAAAACUGCAGUGUCGAGAUGGGCGCAAGUCAGUUCCUCACGUUGUGUCAGUAACCGGCAAUAUGGACCGAGGUCUGAUGGCCUUUCUGUCCAACUCAUUCCAGCAGCUCAAGAGAGACGACACCAAGCAGAAGCUGAAGCAGAGAAAGGUUCUGAAGUUGCAUCCAGUCUUGGCUCCAGUCAAAGUGGCUUUAGAUAUUGGUAGAGGAGCCACUGUGGAAUUGAGGCAGGUCUGUGAAGGCCUACUGCAGGAGUUUAGGGAAGCUAAAAUCUCUGCAUGGCCUGGGUAUCUCGAAACUAUGCCAUCGUCAAUGGAGCAGCUGAAUGCAAAGUAUGAUGAGAUGGGAGUGCUUUUCACUGUGGUGAUCGGUGAGAACACACUGGAGAGCGGCCUUGUUCAGGUCCGCAGCAGAGACACCACGAUCAAAGAGACAAUGCACGUCUCUGAGAUCAAGAACUUUGUCUCCAGAUACAUUUCUGCUGCGGACAAUUUCUAAAAUGACUUUGUUUGGACGACUAAAAGGACAGUUAGAAUUUCAGUGUGCUGCCUCAAGUGUGCAUCUCUUUUGGUAACACAACCAUUGCACUUCUACAAUUUGAUGCAUCAUGAGAAAUAUUUCCCUGGACAUUUGAGUAGUUUUGACCAGGAAAUGUAGAUGUUUUAUCCAGUCAGGUAUGUUUGGCUGAUGAUUGGACAUUUUGUUUGUAAGGGCAAGGAGACCAUUGUUAUGAGAAAUCAGAAUGGGGAAGGAGAUGUGCACAGCAGUGUAAUAUACCAAAGUACCCACCAGUGCUUAUUGAGUGUGACUUCAGGACUAUCACUCAUCCUACAGGCUCAUGUAGGUAUACCCCAGGCAAAGAGGUGGAUAAUUUAUGUCCCAACUGUGUGUGAUUGGGUUGUGUCACUGUCUGCUCUAAACACUGUUAAAGUAAGUGGUAUUCACAUGUGAGGAAGAAUGCUAUUAAUGUUUGUUGUGUUUAAUUGUCUCACUUUUAUAUUAAAAUAUACAGUAUAUCUAUUUGAUAUUUGAAACUUUUG